AUGAAGGUCACUACCGUCUUCCUCCUCUGCUCUUCCGUUCUCGCCGGCGCUCUCGCCGAACCAAUGCCCCUCAAGCUUGCUACGAAGCUGCCGGAGCUCAUCCCCUCCGGACUGGAGAGCCCAAAGUUGGCAGAGCGAGACGUUUCUUGCCCGUCUAACUAUCCUUGGCUUUGUGAUGGCUUUUGCUGCCAGUACGAUUAUUGUUGUACGAGACAAUGCUGUGCUCCUGGCACCGACUACUGCAGUAACGGUUAUUGCUAUCGCAGUGGCUAA
This is a messenger RNA of Penicillium subrubescens, 273 nucleotides long. RefSeq lists its product as uncharacterized. Bases 1 to 273 code for a protein of 90 amino acids. The record is from RefSeq and is a predicted model, not a curated record. Lineage: Eukaryota; Fungi; Ascomycota; Eurotiomycetes; Eurotiales; Aspergillaceae. The transcript has a single exon.